Molecule: messenger RNA, 5174 nt
Organism: Odocoileus virginianus texanus
Lineage: Eukaryota; Metazoa; Chordata; Mammalia; Artiodactyla; Cervidae
Source: RefSeq, a predicted model, not a curated record
AAUAGACAGCAAAAUUUAAAAGCCAAACAAAUUACAAGGCAGGAAACACUGCAAAGUAAAAAUGAAUAAAAUGGAAAACAAGCCAAAAGAACAGCUCAACAAAGCCCCAUCUUGGUAUUUGAAAAAGACUAAUUAAAUUAAUUCAAACAGACCCCUGGGCAAGAUUGCUUUUUAAAAAGUUACCAAGAAUCAUGGGGGCAGUGGGACAAAACUACUGACAGGAAAGACCGCAGAGGGUUUUGUGAAAACCCACAUCUCACAAGUUAUAUGAAAUGGACACUUUUCUGGAAAAUUCCAAUAUACCACAAUGGAGCGAGUGACUUGGGGAGGUAAUGGUCAUUAAGGAGACAGGAUGAUGUUCACACCCUUCCCAGCAAGUCCAGCCCGGCCCCUGACAACCACCCCUGACAGAGACAGCUCUGCCAACAGGUCUCACAAAAUGCCACAGAGACCACCAGUUGGAGGCAAAGCCUGACUGGGGAGCCAAUCCGUGUGGUGGCCCCGGGACCCUGCGGCCAGAGUCUGAGAAAUGCGCACAGGUGGUCCCUAGCCUGUCUCAUCAAGAACACAAAUACAGGUGCAAACAGUUCUGCAGGAGAUACCAGCAAACCCAACCCUGCAAUGUCAAACAUGGAGAAUGUCCGAACUAAGUUGGGAUCAUCCUGCAAGUGAAAGCUUGGUUUGAUACUGAAAAGCCAAAAAAAAAAAAAAAACAACAUUAACAUUCACUACAUGAACAGAUUAGAGGAAAAAAAGCUCUAAGCCAUAUGUCUACUCCUUUAGAGUUUUUAAUCUAGGAACCUUGUUAAAACUCACCAGACGGAGAUUAAAUGUUCCAGAAAUUUAAACACCUAGCAUGAUAGGACCUUUUCCCAGACUAGGCAUAAAAGGGAACUUUCUCACCUUGCUAAGCAGCCCCUGUUAAAAACUCCACAAACAUCAUAUACUGUAGGGAAAGGUUGAAAUAAUCCUAUUUCAACAACCAGGAGCAAGAAAAGAGGGCCUGUCUUUGGCUCUUUACUCAACGCCCCACCAGAAGCCCCGCCAGCGGCAGGCAGAGAACAAGACACAUGACAAGGUGGGAAGGAAGUGUCACGCAGGCCUGGUCUCUAGCUGACCACCUGUCCAUUUAAAGAAAGAAAACCACUUGAAACUAAGCUUUAUGCAAAUUAUUACAAUUAAUGAGAUUUUAGGUUUGAAAAAGUUAGUAGAUGGCAGUAGAAACAGAUUUCUUAGAUAGGACACAGAGUGCAGUAACUGGAAAAAUGAAUGAAUGAAGGCUUGAGCAAAAUUAGAAACUCCUGGUCAUCAUAAUACACUAUUAAGAAGAUGAAUUGGGAAAAAAAACACAAGAUGAAUAGACAAGCCACAGACUGGGAGAAAACAUUCACCACAUGUAGUAUCUAGAAUAUAUAACCCACUCCCCUCAAUAUCAUGAAAUGUGUUAAAUGCCACCGGUUAGUACACUUGAACAUGGUUAAAAAGGUCAAUUAAAAAGAAAAAAACCCACUCUACAACAAAACAGAAAAAGAAUUCAAGAUCGGUAAAGGCUUGACCACAUACUUCACAACAAGAUGAAUCGAUGGUUACUAAACACACAAGAAAAUGUUCAAGAUGACCAGCUGUCACAAAAAUACAAAUUAAACCACAGUGAGAUCCAGCUUGACCCUCACCAGGAAGGUUGUAAUCUGAAAAAAACUAACCCCAUCUGGUGUUGGAGGUGGUGUGGAGCAAACACUUGCACCAAGGUUCACAGCAGCCAUAAUUCCCAAUAGCCCUGAGCUGGGACACAGUGAAAGGCCAUCAACAGGGAAUGGACAAGCUGGAUAUCCACAUAGUGGGAUACCAACUCAGCAAUACCAAGGGAUGAGCCAGGGGGAUACCCUGGUGGUCCAGUGGUUAGGACUCCACCACACGGGGUUGCGGGUUCGAUCCCUGGUCGGGGAACUAAGAUCCUGCAAGCUGCGCAGGAGACAAGAACAAAGAUUACAAACCAAGAAAAAAGGGAUGAGCCAGUGACCUACACAGCACAAGUGAUUCUCAGAACCAGAAUGCUGGACACACAAGACUCAACACCCUGAGUCCAUUUAAGGGAAGCUUUAGAAAAGGCAAAACAGAGCCACAGUGACAGAAGUGAGUCCAGAGCAGGAAGUGGACUGGCUGGAGAGAUGGAAACAUUUUCUCUGGUUAUAAAGGUCGGAACUGAUUGGAGAGAAAAGAUGUCUUUUGAUGUAUGUGAAUGUUGCCUACAAAUAAAAAGACUGAAAAGAAGAACUGAGCAGAUGGCGGCCCUGGCCGCGUAUCACACUUGCUGUUGACUGUGUGAAACUUUCCAAGAUAACGGCAAGUGUGUGAAGACACAGCAACUGUGAGCAACAAUGUGGUCAUCCCACGAAGUCACCCAGUCCCUCUCUCCAGGCUGGUUUAGCUGCCAUAGCUGCGGCCACCUGUUUGCUUUUGGUGACCUGACAAAAGAAUUCUCCACUCUGGGUGGAAGAGGUGGCGAGCCUGAGCAUGGCCUGGGUGCAGAGCAGACACCCUUUCAUGCCCCCUGCCCUGUCAUCAGUGAGGGCUGCUGGGAAGAGCUGCUAAAUUCACCCCGGGCAGGAAAACCACCUCCAGGGGUGAGGACCUGAGGCUUCAGGGCAAAAUGACCCUUUAGGAGUCACGUCAGCACUGGACGCGGUAACAUCUGUGGACUGUUGCAGAGAGGAGCUCCAGGACCAGAACCGAUUGCAACCUGUACCCCUAGAUGGGCCGUGAGGAAAGUACUCGGGGAGCUACCAGGUGGGCCAGUCCCCCUCCGGCUGGGGGCGAGGACAGGCCACUUUUGAGGUUUGCACGCUCAGUCCCCGUUUGUGGCUUCACCCUCUUGUCUCCUGGGCCAAGCUGGCACCUGCAUGUGGAUGAGUCCACAUGUUUGCUCCAGUCCAGGUCUUGGCUAGUGCCCAGCCCACAUGGGCCAGUAUCUCUCCACCACCUCUGGACUCCAGCAGAACCUGGAGUGCUCCAGUGGGUGGUUCCCAAACCAGGGUGCCCUGUGUCGCAGCCCCUGCCCCCUGUCUGCCAGCCGCUCAAAACUGAUUGCCAAGGGCUCUGGAGCAGGGCCCCCUCCUGCCGGCCACCUUCCCUGGGAAGCCUGGAGACAGCAGCACCUCAAGGCCCUGACGUGUUGGAUGAGCAGGCCCCCCUGGAAGAGUCCACUGUGUGAGAUGGUGCAGCCGAGUGGUGGCCCAGCAGGGGACCAGGACAUGCUGGGUGAAGAGUCUUCUCUGGGGAAGCCAGCCAUGCUCCACGUGCCUUCAGAGCAGGGCACCCCUGAGACCUUCCAGCGCUGUCUGGAGGAGAAUCAAGAGCUCCGAGACGCCAUCCGCCAGAGCAACCAGAUGCUGCGCGAGCGCUGUGAGGAGCUGCAACGUUUCCAGGGCAACCAGAGGGAGGAGAAGGCCUUCCUCAUGCAGAAGUUCCAGGAGGCCCGGGACUUGGUGGUGAGGCUGAGCCUGGAGAAACGUGAACUGCGCCAGCAGAGGGAGCAGGCCCUGCAGGAGGUGGAGUGUCUGAAGACGUGCCAGCAGCAGAUGGCUGAGGACAAGGCCUCAGUGAAAGCCCAGGUGACAUCCUUGCUGGGGGAGCUGCAGGAGAGCCAGAGUCGCUUGGAGGCUGCCACUAAGGAGCGCCAGGCUUUGGAGAGCAGGGCACGGGUGGCCAGCGAGCAGGCCCGGCAGCUGGAGAGUGAGCGGGAGGCCCUGCAACAGAGGCACAGUGUGCAGGUGGACCAGCUGCGUCUGCAGAACCAGAACAUGGAGGCUGCCCUGCGCAUGGAGCGCCAGGCCGCCUCGGAGGAGAAGCGGAAGCUGGCCCAGCUACAGGUGGCCUAUCACCAGCUCUUCCAAGAGUAUGACAACCACAUCAAGAGCAGCAUGGUGAGCAGUGAGCGGAACCGAGGACUGCAGCUGGAAGAUCUCAAGCAGCAGCUCCAGCAGGCCGAGGAGGCCCUGGUAGCCAAACAGGAAGUGAUCGACAAGCUGAAGGAGGAGGCGGAACAGCACAAGAUCGUGAUGGAGACUGUCCCAGUGCUAAAAGCCCAGGCGGAUAUCUACAAGGCGGACUUCCAGGCCGAGAGGCAGGCCCGGGAGAAGCUGGCUGAGAAGAAGGAAUUCCUACAAGAACAGCUGGAGCAGCUGCAGAGGGAAUACAGCAGGCUGAAGACCAGCUGUCAGGAGUCAGCCAGGAUUGAAGACAUGAGGAAACGGCACGUUGAGGUCUCCCAGCCCCCCUUAGCCCCUGCCCCAGCUCAUCACUCCUUUCACCUGGCCCUGCCCAGCCAGAGGAGAAGCCCCCCUGAGGAGCCGCCCAACUUCUGCUGCCCCAAGUGUCAGUAUCAGGCUCCUGACAUGGACACCCUGCAGAUACACGUCAUGGAGUGCAUCGAGUAGGGCUGCAGGCUGCCAGGCAGCCCAGGACUGUGCUCUCUGCUGCUUUCCUCUCCUGUCUGCCUGGGCCUGAACUAGGGGCAGCUGACACAGAGUGGGCGCCCUCUCUGAGCCCCAAGACCUAGCCACAGGGCCCCAUGCUUCUACACCCUCAUCCACAGGUUCACCUCUCUUAGGGCAACACGGAGCCCCAGCAUGGCCCACCACUGUGCCCUUUUGAUUCGUUCUGCCUGCCUGAGCUGCUUGGCUCUGGGGUUCACACUUUUUCCACCUUUGCUGGGAAGGUCACAAGCCACAGCUGGAGCUCCUGGACACCGGCUUCCCAGGCUGAGGUGGGCAGAGCCUUCCUCCCAGCCACCUGGCACAGUGCCCGGGGCGCAGGUCUUGUAAGCUGGGUGCUGUUCCCUUGGCAGCUGCAGCACAUGGGACUGACACUGUCUGCUUCUAAUGGACGUCGGGGUCGCCGUGGUACAAAAUCCUUGUGCAUCUCUCAUACGUACCUUGGGUUGGAUCCUUCGAAGCAGCACCAUUGAGUAUCCACUGGGGCUAGACAGCGGUGGGGCCCCUACCCUGGUGUGCCUUCCUGCUCUCCCCACAGCUCUGCCAUGAAUGAUGGGUGUCCAUGUGCCCCCCAACCAGGUGAGCUCCUCUCUGUUAAGAGUGAGCUUGACUUAUCUCUUCAGAGCUUGAAGGGUCCUUUUCAGUUCUGGUAUAAAUGGCCUGCUUGGAUUUUUUUACAUA